This is a messenger RNA of Chinchilla lanigera (long-tailed chinchilla), 4442 nucleotides long. RefSeq names its product family with sequence similarity 149, member A (gene Fam149a). The record is from RefSeq and is a predicted model, not a curated record. NCBI's taxonomy places the organism in Eukaryota, Metazoa, Chordata, Mammalia, Rodentia, Chinchillidae.
GCAGCCGCGCCUACCCGGGCCCGGAGGGCGGGAGCCCCGCGGCCCCAAGCCCCUGUUCUUCACGCUGCCGGACAUCGGCGAGGAGCGGGCGUCGGACGGCGGCUCGGAGGACGGCGCGGACGGAAGAGGACUAUCAGAAAGACCUAGAAAGCACAGUUUUGCUGUGAAAAACAAAGACCCUUUGCCUCCAUAUUUUACAAGAAAUGUGCAGAAAGCCAUUGAUAAAUAUACCAGUGACUCCCCAUCAUCGUUCUCGUCCAGUGGGAGCUGCACACCCACAGAAGCGCACAACUCGUGGGCGGGGUCUUCAACGCAGAGUUCCACUACUGGCUUGUCUACAGAGAGGAGCUCGAUUUAUUCUUGGAGGGAUGAUGAAUUUGAUAGAGCCAGUGCCCAGAGAGUGCAACAGUUGUUUUGGGAGGUGGAGGAAAUGCUGUUUGAAGGGAAAGUGGGUGCGCAGACCCAAAACCUCCUGGCGGAGUGCAGUGAGUGGGCCGGCAGAUCCCACCAUCUGAGAGUAUUAGGAAGACAGCUCAUCCUGCCGACUGAUGAAGGCUUCCAACACUUCCAGGGCAGCCUGCCAAGUUCUGCCAGCCACAAACGCUUAUCUGAUGCCCCUGAACCCAACAGCAACAUCGGAGCGCUGUGCAUCUCCGGCUCUCAGAUAGUGCCUGCAGCACUCGAAGCCUCUGUCCUGCCGAGCUCAGACGGCACAGGGAUUGCCAGCCACGUGGCAUGUUCAUGCCUGGAAGAAGAGGUUUAUGGUAUGGAUGGGAAGAUUGAAGAGUAUUUUGCUUUUGACAGAAAAGAAGAUGGUGAUGAACAUCUUGAACACAAGCCAACUCACUCUGGCAGGAAAUGGGAUAAACACAGACUUCCUCCCAUCUCCCCUCAUGACUGCAUCAAAGACACUGUGGCAGCAGAAGUAUUCGAUCAUGUUUGGAAAAAUGUGGUAGAAAUAUUGGAAGAACUAAUUCGGAAGAACUGGGAAACUACGCUUACAGACGGAAAAAAGCAGAAAGAAAAAUUGAAAGCAGCUGAAAGUAGAUCUCCACAUGUGCUCAUUCCCCGCAGCAGCACAGAUAUGCCAAGUGUUCCCCCAUCCAGAAGUUCUGAAACUCGCUGUGUGUCCCUGGCUUCACAACUGAAUCCGUCUCAGAUUCAUCGCUUCUCCAAUAAUUUCUAUAGUGAUCUGAAUGGUGUGAUGACAAUUCAAGCAAAACCUCUUCAGCAGAGACCUACCUACUUUUCAGAGAGAGCACAGAGUGAGCAGGAGGACAAACCAUCCGCUGGAGGGGCCAGUGCCCUUUCCUCUGCUCGCCACCGGGUGGUGCGGACUUCAGAUGGGAGAGGAUUACAGAUUUCUGCCAACAAAACAGUUGUGCAUAGGAGGCUGCCUUCUCUUAUGUCAGAUUCACUGAGAAUAAAAACCCCCAAUGUGUACAGUGAUGAAAUUCUUAGAGGAAUAAAACUGCAAACUGGUGUAGACUACUUGUCUUCCCCUCCGGUUCAAACUUCCCGGAGCCGGUUGCCCCCAAUUGGCUCAGACUCUGGGGAGCAGAACACAGCAUUUUCUGGAUCCCGCUCUGUAUCCCACAGAGGAAGGCAUCCACAAGACCGGGUGUUAAGUGCCGUGCCUGACUGCGUAGAGCGAUCGCCUCUACGAGAGAGAACCAUUGCCCUGGAGCAGCUUUCAAGGCCCAGCACAACUCACACCUUCCGGUUGGAUACACCUCGAAAAGGUUCACUGACCCUGAUGGAAUUUGCCCAUCACACGUGGACAGGUCAGAGUGUUUUGACAGGUUCGCAGUACCUUCCUAAAUCUUUUCAGAGGACGACUUUGGCUUCAAGAAAGAGGUUCCAAGUGCCAUCUUGACAUUUCUUCACGGGAGCUAUGGACUUACUGGAACAUUCUUAACCUCAGCAUUUACCACUUGAAAAGUUGAAGAACAAGUAUUAUGCUACUUAAGUUUGUCUGACAGUCUGAGAUAUUAGACUACCUGAGAGAACUAAAUUUAAGUGCUAACAAGCAACUUAAUUUUGAACACUUUGCCCUGCAGAGAGAAUAAAGGUCGGACUCACUAAUCUAUACUGAAAGCAUUCUUGAGAUUUUUCAGGAUUUACUGAGAAUAUAAUAAUGUGUGUUUAAAUUCCCUCACUUUAUCAGUUGUACACACAAUUAGUGUGUUCAUGUACUCACACACUAGCAACAUGUAAGAGUAUAUUAUCUAGAUAUACUCCAUUUGGGAAGUUUUUACUUCAAUGUAUAUUUUGAUCUAACUCUCUUAAUAAUUCCAUAAAAACCCUAAACAAGGAUAUCACUUUCUUUAUAAAAGCGUAAAGUCAUAUCAUGUUCUUUAUAAAAGAGUAAAGUCAUAUUUGAGACAAUCUAUUUGAAAAAGAUUCUGGUAGCUCUGGUCAUUGUGCUGAUUAUCUUAUGUGUUUUCUAAAAAGUGUUUCGGUUAUGAAACCACUUUGAGAAGUGUCAGUGGCUAAUUCCCCUAAGCCAGUUGUGUUUUACUAGUGUUCAUUUUUAAACCAGCCAAUCCAUUUAAAACUACUUUACAUUUAUUGAUUUUUAUUUUUUUCAGAUUUAAAUGUUUUAUUAGUACAUGGUUGCACUGCAUAAUGAUUACCUUCCAUAACCACAUGUAUUGAUUUUUAAAGCUGAAGAUAAACAUCAUUAAAAUCCAUUGCAUGUGGUUUCAUCUUUAUUAUUUCAAGGAAGUGUCCCUCUGGAUGGCAGUCUACAGCAGCACUGUCUUUCUAUCACAGUCUAGAAAGAGACCUUUAAACGCUUUUUUCUUAAAACAGCAGCUUCCUUCACUCUCUGUCCUGGGUGUACUUCUUCAGAGGAAGCUUCUGUGUCUGACACUACAUAGCAAAUGGAACGGAGGGAGUAAAGGAGAAAAAUCACUUGAACACCAGGCUCAUGUAUCAUGAUAUAGGUCUUUAGAUUUGUUUUGAUAUUCUCACAUCUCAAAGCAGCAUAAUUUUUCUCCAUCACAUAUUUAUGCUUUGUUGAUCUGAUUUCCAUCAAUCCAAAUCAAAAAUUUAUAUACACAUAUAAGUUAUUUUCAGACCCAUUUCUGGCUGUAAGGACAGGGGUUUAUUGUUUAUUUAUAGAUGUGUGGAAAUGAAAAGGUAUACUGAGAACAUAAUUAGCAUUGUCCUUUAUCAUAGUGACAAAAUAAAAAUGAACCCAUAGUUUGCCUGCACUGGCUACUUUCUCCUUUACAUUCUCCACAGCAGUGGAACCUGUCUGUGAGUGGAAACACCCAGACCUCUCUGAAUCGCUAAAAUGCCUUAACUCUAGGGAAUGUGUCCAGUGCUUAGUCGUCCACACCAAGUAAAUCCAAGCACUUGGGAAUUCUUUAAAUUAUUCCUUAACAUUAGCAAUGGUAACUUUUAAGAGAAAACACCCAUUCUGAUAGAGCAGUUUUCCAGUCUGAGGAAUUUCUAGACAGGUGAGCUGUCUGAAGAAUCUGUACCUUGGGCCCCGGUUAGUUGUUCUCUGGUCCGUUAUUGCUGCUAAAAGAACCAUACACUCUGCUUUCUGCCAGCUGUUCAAGCCACUUUGUAGUUUUCAGGCACCAUCCGGCUGCUUCCCUACGGAACCCAAACCUCAAAGAGAUCCAGAGGGCUAGAGGCAGCCUGACCUGAACAACAGGGAGGAGUGAAUCUGUUUAGAUCACUGAAAUCCAAUAAUUGCUUUGCUUUGGUUGGUUUCAGAGGUUUGCAGUUAAGAACUUAUUGCUUAUACAGUGGCAAAAACUGAAAAAUAGAAGCAGGUACAAAGAUCUUAAAUUUUAUCUUCUAAAUAUUUUGAUUUUAAGAUAAACUACAAUUAGAGAUUUUGUAAGAACUUGACUCUCUUACUGAUUCCAGAAGUGACCUCAUAGCUUUUUUCUCACUUUUGUCAAAGUUUUUAUUCAUACAUUAAAUGAGAUUUAGGGGUUACUAAAUAAUGCUUAUAUCAAGGAUGGUAUUUUUUAAACUAAUACAAAUAUUAAGGCCAUGUGUUCAUAAAAACCUACUUUGAUAAAUGAGCCAUAUUUCAGAGUUUGUGUUAAGAACUGUAAAAAGCAAACUUAAUUAGUUCUCAUAUCAAUUUUUGAAUUCAGAUUAGUGGCUGCAUUCAUUAAAAUAUCCGUUAAUUUGUCCAAAACCAAAGAACAAAUAAAAGACUUUAAAAAUAAUCUAGGAAAAUGUAAAGUAUCAUACAAAAAUUGCUAAAUUUUAUAAACAGUAUAAAAAGACAUAUCUAUAUUAAUGUUAUUCUGAACUAGAAUGGAGUUCUAUAUAAAUUGAGAGAUACAUUUUUAUAAUUAAAUCAUUUGGCUAAAUUUUAUGUUGUCAUUGUUUUCUUGUAACUUCAGAUCAUUGUUCAGGAUUCUUACUUUUUAAUAAAAUACAAAAAUGUUAAAGUUUUCAAAAAUUAA